AUGUCCAUGACUCCCCGGGCUAUGACCGUGGGUUCGUCCCCGGAGUCGUGCUCGCUGAGUGCCACAUAUACUGUUCUCGCGGCUUUGAAGAAGGCCAAUGGGGCCAAAGCUACUGAUGAAUCCAGUCUUGUGCCCUUGGAGUUGCAGUACCCUGCCGUUGGUCCCUAUCAUGUCGAAUGUGUAUACCAGUUGGCGAGUUCCGGGGGCGGAUUGGACGACAAGCACGACGUUGACUUCCCCUGUCAACAGCCUGAACGGCGAACCAGGGAUGGUGGGGCACACAAGACUGCCGGUUGUUGCGCCCCGGCGCCCAUGUCGUCCCUUGCGAGCUCGUAUGUUGAAGAAGAGUUUGGCACUUUCCCCUCGCGGUUUCGCUCUCUGAGAAGCGUGUUCACACACAGUCUCACCAUCCUCAUAUGGGGCCUCGCUCGUGCAGGGAUGAAUGUAGCCCGACAUAACCUCAGCCCAGGAAAUGUCAUCAGCCAUGAUUGCGCCGGUAUCCGCGACUGUGCUUCCACGCUGAACCGAGUCCACCUCGUCAUGAAAGGGAUGGGCGGGCAGCCCAAACAAGUCCAAGAUGCCAUUUCUUUCUUCGCUGAUCACCAACCCAUGGUCAAGCGCGUAGUGUUCUACUGCCCGCUCCGCCAGCGCCGCAAUGGUGGCAAAUGGACUGGCCCCCAGGGCACGGGGCAAUAG
Anthostomella pinea is the source of this 696-nucleotide messenger RNA. The record is from the annotation of a GenBank genome assembly. Lineage: Eukaryota; Fungi; Ascomycota; Sordariomycetes; Xylariales; Xylariaceae.